Molecule: messenger RNA, 1014 nt
Organism: Klebsormidium nitens
Lineage: Eukaryota; Viridiplantae; Streptophyta; Klebsormidiophyceae; Klebsormidiales; Klebsormidiaceae
Source: the annotation of a GenBank genome assembly
AUGGAGUGGGGUCGGCUCAUUGCAGCAGCCAACGCUGGGGACGGGAUGGCCGUUGACCAUCUGAUCGAUGCGCGCUUAAAGGGAGAGCUCCCAAAAAACGAGGAGCAGGCCUUUGAAGAGAGUUGCUUCCUGUACUGGUUCCGAGAUGGGCCGUACUCUCAAGAGGCCCGGAAGAACGCAACCUCUCACGACCCCGAGGAGAGCAGCCUGAGCCGUGACAAGAAUGCCAACCGUAUGGACUUUCGGUUUGUAGAGGCCUCUCACAUGUCACGGCUCCUCGGACUUGGUUUGGAAGGGUCCUGGGAUGUCUCGGUCACCUUUCACCCCCACAGCCCCAUCAAGGUUCGUGUCCACAUGGUUGAGGAGCCUGAAGCCCCUAAAGUUGACGCCUACACCCAGUCGCGUGCUUGGCAGAGGUCUGGAUACAAGCUCGUCCGAGAGUGGAAGCGGGCUAGGGUUGCAAGCGUGAGGCAGAACCCGUCGAUGCAAGCCUUUCAGAGACGUGGGCAGCUCGCGAGGGGCGUGAGCUACAUCAUCCAGUGCUUCAGUUCGACCUCAAAAGGAUCAUCAAGGGGUGCCGUGGCUGACCUGACACUCAAAGCUUCACUCGGGGAAGCAGACGGAGAGGAUCCCGGAUGCAGUACAAAAGUCUUGCGCGUGCUCCUCUCUGCCACAUGUACAGCAACAACUGAGGCGGGUGGGCAGCUCGACACGAUGUGGCUUCUCCAAGACAAGGGGAUGCACACCUUUCGGGCAUCGGUCAAGCACGAGCUCGAGGUGGCACGUGACAGCCGCAAGAGCAAGCUGCUAGGGCGGGUCUCUCGGCUGUUCCGGGACCCCGUGUUGCCGGUCCUGUCCAUCUCCAAUUCUCUAUCUGUUUAUGUGACAUGCGAUCUCUCGUUUUCGGACUUCCUCAACAAGCUUGGCAUGAUGCGGCGCGUGAGGGACCAGGCACUGAAGCCCAACCAAGGGAUCCAGCGCCUGACAAGUGUGGGGGCCUCUGCACGUUUCUAG